UCCACUUUUAUGGUAUAGUGAGAAACUAUAAUUUGUUUUCUGAUAAUUUCGUUGGAUGUAACAUUUCCAAUGAUCUCCAGAUAUCCUAGAUUGAACAAAAAAGAUCCUCCAGUUUCAGUUUAUUGGCUCCUUGCUGCAAUGGGGGAUGCAGAAAAUGUCCUUCCGCCUUCAAAGAAGAGGGCUGCUGGAAGAGAGAUUUCUCGGGAUAACCCUGGGCUUGAUGAUGAAGAAGGUUCUCCUGAACAAGAGACUGGAACAUUUAAGAGAGCUAGUGAAGAAGUUUUGGCAAACAGACGAACACUCAAAGUUUGCAGAAAUCAAACUUCAACUGCCUCACCCAAUCCUUUUUCUGGGAUUUGCUUAGUUCCCCCUUCUGGACAAACUGUUGCUCCUGCUGCACCUAGUGCAGCCCUUGAAUCUGGCUCAACCACCACUCAGGUUACGGCCGCUGCACCAAUUUCCAGUGAGAAAGAGGUUUCUGAUGAAAAUGACAUUAACAAAUCUGAAAAGAGUGAAUGCGCAAAUAAUCAUCAGUCAGAGAAAAAAACUGAUGAAACAGGGCCUGAGCAUGCAAGUGAAAAUAUUAAGCAGUUGGAAAGUAAGAAGGAUGAGCCAGUUUCGGAUACUGUUGCUGAUAAGGAAAGUGCUGAGGAUAAGAGCAGUGAUGUUGUAAAAGAAGAAACUCAAAAGGGGGCCAAUGAUGAAAAACCGACUGGAGGUGUCGAGACCAAGGAUGAAGAUAAGAAAGAUGAAAAGACUGCAAAUCCUGAUAACAAAGCUAAUAGUGAAAAUGCAGAUUCAGCUGCAGAAGGUGCAUCGUUGAGUUCAUUCCAACAGCUUUCUAGUAGCCAGAAUGCCUUUACAGGACUCACUGGCACUGGAUUUUCUACUUAUUCAUUUUCCUUUGGAUCUACUACAAAGGAUGGUGGUACAGGUUCAUUCGGCUUCGGUCUUUCAGCAAAUGGGAACUCUUCCCUCUUCAACACAUCAGGGACUUCAAUUGUUUCCAAGAGUGAGGGAAGUGGGUUUCCUACCUUGCAGGAGGUUCCGGUUGAGACUGGAGAAGAGAAUGAGGAAGUUGUAUUCUCUGCUGAUUCUGUGCUGUUUGAAUUUAUAGAUGGAGGCUGGAAAGAGCGAGGGAAGGGAGAACUUAAGGUGAAUGUCUCAACAACUGGGGCUGAAAGAGCAAGGUUGCUCAUGAGAGCUAGAGGAAAUUAUAGAUUGAUUCUAAAUGCAGGUCUUUAUCCGGAUAUGAAGCUGACAAAUAUGGACAAGAAAGGUAUCACUUUUGCUUGCAUGAAUAGUACUGGGGAAGAGAAAGAAGGGCUGUCUACAUUUGCAUUGAAGUUCGAGGAUGCUUCCAUAAUCGACGAUUUCCGUGUUGCUGUAAUGGCACACAAGGGUAGCUCUGCUACUGUUCUGAAGACACCUGAAAAUUCCCCUAAAGCGACAGAAGCUUGAAAGGUAUCACCCUUAGAUCUGGUCUAUCCUGAACUUGCCAUUUGCGGUUGUCCUCAUUUUUUUAUGGAAGUAUCGGGGCUCGGACAUCAUAUGCUCUUUAUAUGCAGCGGAAUCCAAGUUAACCGAGAUCAAUCCAAUCCGUUUUUUAUUGUUAUAAAUCAUGUAUGUAGGAGAGUCAAUAGAGACCAUCCAGUUAUAAACUAUGUUAGCUUGCGGGAGAAUGUUUAAACCUUUUUGUUUUUCAUGGUGUUAAUGAUGGAAUUAAACUUGAGUCUCCCAAGCGA
Hibiscus syriacus is the source of this 1745-nucleotide messenger RNA. Its product is annotated as nuclear pore complex protein NUP50A-like. Gene Ontology annotation, molecular function: GTPase activator activity. The transcript has a single exon. NCBI's taxonomy places the organism in Eukaryota, Viridiplantae, Streptophyta, Magnoliopsida, Malvales, Malvaceae. The record is from RefSeq and is a predicted model, not a curated record. Gene Ontology annotation, cellular component: cytoplasm; nuclear pore. Gene Ontology annotation, biological process: intracellular transport. Bases 70 to 1461 code for a protein of 463 amino acids.